Molecule: messenger RNA, 845 nt
Organism: Oenanthe melanoleuca
Lineage: Eukaryota; Metazoa; Chordata; Aves; Passeriformes; Muscicapidae
Gene: METTL1
Product: methyltransferase 1, tRNA methylguanosine
Exons: 6
Coding region: 30-818 (262 amino acids)
Biological process (GO): RNA (guanine-N7)-methylation; tRNA methylation
Cellular component (GO): tRNA methyltransferase complex
Molecular function (GO): tRNA (guanine(46)-N7)-methyltransferase activity
Source: RefSeq, a predicted model, not a curated record
GUCACUGUCCCGCGCCGCGCGGCGCUGCCAUGGCGGCGGAGGAGGAGGAGGCGGCGCUGCCGCCCCAGAAGCGCUUCUACCGACAGCGAGCGCACUCGAACCCGCUGGCCGAUCACACCCUGCGCUACCCCGCCCGCCCCCAGGACAUGGACUGGGCCUCGCUCUUCCCGACGUUUUUCCCGCCCGACGCCCCCCCGGGGGCGCCCCCGGCCCGCGUGGAGUUCGCAGACCUUGGCUGCGGCUACGGGGGGCUGCUGGUGGCGCUGGCCGAGCGCUUCCCGCAGUCGCUGGCGCUGGGGCUGGAGCUGCGGGGGAAGGUGGCCGCGUUCACCCGGGCGCGGAUCCGGGCGCUGCGGGCGGCGCAGCCCGGGCGCUUCGGCAACGUGGCGUGUGUGCGGGGCAACGCCAUGAAACACCUGCCGCACUUCUUCUGCCGGGCGCAGCUCUCCAAGCUGUUUUUCCUGUUCCCUGACCCCCAUUUCAAGCGCACCAAGCACAAGUGGAGGAUCAUCAGCCCGGCCAUGCUGGCAGAGUACGGCUACGUGCUGCGCCCCGGGGGCCUGGUGUACACGGUGACAGACGUGCCUGAGCUGCACCAAUGGAUGCUGAAGCAUUUUGGGGAGCACCCCCUGUUUGAGCCCCUGCCCCCUGCCCAGAUGGCCGCGGACCCGCUGGUGGCGCUGCUGCCGUCGGUGACCGAGGAGGGACAGAGGGCGCGGCGGGCGGGGCGCCCCCCCUGCAGCGCCGUGUUCCGCCGCCGCCCCGACCCCCCCGCGGGGGACGGGCCGGACCCCCCCCUCACACAGCCCCGUUUUUAAUAAAGUCCCCAAGUGUCCCCAAGUGUC